AUGAAACGGCGUGACGUGUCCGUGCCGCCUCAUCGGUCGUAUACUGCUUCGACUGGUGCGAGCCCCACCACGAUGUCAUCUGCUUCACCACCGGCCAUCAGCACCGUGUGCGUAGAUGUGCGUGAGCUGCUACGCCACACUGCUGCUGCCUCGAAAGAUGCACCAUCCGGCGCGCAGGCUGCCGUCUCUGGUCGACAGCAAUACAUCGCUGUUUCUCCGUCCGCAGCACCCUCGCAGCCACCCCGGCAACCGCAGGCGACCCCGCCGCCAUGUCACAAGGCAUCGACCUUCUGGGCACCGUCAUACCCGCCGUGGGGCGGUUUCGCCGUCAACAGCAGACCCCCUCCGCUUUCGCCGACUGACGCCACGAUUCUGCACUCCAUUCUAGGCCAGCCGGCCGUGCAAAAAACCGUCGUGUCUGGCUUUGAUCAAGUGAUUGGUCGUAAGAGCAGCCCGCUGACACGGGAACCUCAGACACGGCGGCCCUCGGUGGCGAGCACGAGCCCACCGCCUAUCGACAGCUCGUUCACGUCGGGUACGUCAGCGUACGCCGACGAUGGCGUGCAGGCCUUCAAAGUCGGCGCAGCGACUCCACUCUCGUCGUUAUCUGAGAAGGACAUGUCCCCACCGACGCCGCUGCGGGACGUGAUGGAGAACUACCUGGAUGAGGAGGGCUCGAACUCUGCCGGUGCUGCGGUGUCCAUGGACUUCUCGCCGGCUGCACAACGGACGAUGAAGAGCAUUUUGGGGCAGCUGAACAGCUGUGCCAGUGGGCUUGCAGCGGCCCACACGAGGGCAGUGACUGAAAUGCCCACAAGUUCCUACCCUGGAGGUGUGGCCGUGUGGCCGGUAGCUUUUCGUCAAGCGGCGAUGCGAGCCAGUGCGGCGGGGCCGUCGGCUGCUUCGCCGCUCCCUUUCAGUGGUGCCUCUGGACACAGGAGGAAGGGAGGCGCUGCCGCCACACGGCCGACGGUGGCCCAGUUGUGGAGGCAGUGUCCGGCACUUGCCGCGUCAACCUUCAGUAGGGUGGACACCUCCCCGCAGAGAUUUCAACACACCGUGAAAGGUGUCGUAGCGCCACCGCAGGGCCUUGCAUACGACAGGCCGCACGUCGCUGCCCACCGCAGCACAGUUCUGCUUCGAAAGGCAGUUCAGUCACCGCCUCGCACUGUACCGCCAGCUUUUCGCCGGCAGCUGCAGUUCGCCGAGGAGGCGCCGACGACGCGCAGACCAAAGCGCAGGUGA
Molecule: messenger RNA, 1245 nt
Organism: Leishmania mexicana MHOM/GT/2001/U1103
Lineage: Eukaryota; Euglenozoa; Kinetoplastea; Trypanosomatida; Trypanosomatidae
Exons: 1
Coding region: 1-1245 (414 amino acids)
Source: RefSeq, a predicted model, not a curated record